GAAAAGAAAGGAAGGAGGAGAAGGAAGAAAGAAAGAAAAGAGCUUCGAAGAGGCCUGGAAGACAGGAUCUUAUACUGGAAAGCGUGCUGGACUAAGUUCAGGGAGAGCUACUAGAUUCCUGUUCCUGCUCUUCCUCUAAGUCUCUUUGUCGCCUUGGGGAGAGGAUGUUUCUCUUCCCUAGUGUUCUUAUGGAUUCUGGCUGGAAUAGCCAUCCUACUUCUCAGUGCCUGUUUUAUCACCAGAUGUGUUGGUGGGUUCUGAAGAUCAAAUUCAAUCUGAAUCUCCCUGUGACACACCACAUCUUUCAACUGUGUGAUAAAGAAAAGUUCCAGCCAGAGGAGAAUUUAAUGUCACUCUCCUGUUGCAAUAAUGGAUCAGGUUCAGUCCAGAAUUGUCCGUUGAAGUGGGAACAUUUUCAAUCUAGCUGCUACUUCUUUUCUACUGACACCUUGACCUGGACAUCAAGUGUAAAAAACUGCUCAGGCAUGGGAGGUCAUCUGGUGGUUAUCAACACUGAGGAGGAGCAGAAAUUCCUUUUCCGUAAGAAACCUAGAGAGAGAGAGUUCUACAUUGGACUGACGGACCAGGUGAAGGAGGGUCAGUGGCAAUGGGUGGAUGGCACACCUUUCAAAGAGUCUCUGAGCUUCUGGGAUGCAGGGGAGCCCAACAACUUAGCUACUGUGGAAGACUGUGCCACCAUAAGGGACUCUUCAAAUCCAAAGCAAAACUGGAAUGAUGUCACCUGUCUCUUCUAUUUAUUUCGGAUUUGUGAAAUGCCAGCAAGAAACGUUUUGAAUAAGGAAAAAUCUCUAAAAAGAGAAAGCCCAACUUAAAUGUAUAAAGGAGUAGAGACAGCUUCAAAAUGGACACGUGUACCACACUAAUCAAUGUAUAUCUGCUCCCCACUUUGUAAGAUACACCCCACCCCAUGUAAAAUGAUACUUAACGUUGGUCAGUUAGAACAGUUCCUCACUUUCUUUUACAUUCGCCCUGGAUAAGUUCCCAUUUCAACUCCCUCAGCAGAGCUCUCUUCUAUUCUCUGAAUGGGAUGCUGCCUGAUUUGUGACUCAUUCAAUAAAUCUGUGAGAUCCUAAA
Messenger RNA from Choloepus didactylus (southern two-toed sloth), 1095 nucleotides. It is a transcript of the gene CLEC4E, whose product is annotated as C-type lectin domain family 4 member E. Lineage: Eukaryota; Metazoa; Chordata; Mammalia; Pilosa; Megalonychidae. Gene Ontology annotation, biological process: antifungal innate immune response. The transcript has 6 exons. The record is from RefSeq and is a predicted model, not a curated record. Gene Ontology annotation, cellular component: external side of plasma membrane. Gene Ontology annotation, molecular function: carbohydrate binding. The coding region runs from base 165 to 833 and encodes 222 amino acids.